Molecule: messenger RNA, 459 nt
Organism: Rotaria sp. Silwood2
Lineage: Eukaryota; Metazoa; Rotifera; Eurotatoria; Philodinida; Philodinidae
Source: the annotation of a GenBank genome assembly
AUGCAGCGAUCAUGCACACCACCUCUUCAUAUACAUCUCGAACAAACAGAACUUUUCACUCUUCUACAGGGUCAUCUAGCUUAUCAACUAGGUAAUAAAGUAUAUUCAUGUGAUACUCACACAUGCCCACGUCCUCUCAUUGUACCACCUCUUCUACCACACACAUUUUGGAUGGACGACAAUAAAGAAGAUCUCAUUGUACGAAUUCGUCUCGAACCGGCCAACAGGUACAGUGGUCUUCGACAGGGAUUCUUUGAAAAUUUCGCUGGCAUCUUUCGCGAUCAACACAUAUCUAUGUGGCAAAUAUUUGUACUUUUUGAAAAUGCUCAAGUUUAUCCAGCAUCUUUACCAUUGCCUAUCAUGAAAAUAAUGGUUAAAACAGGUGCACUCAUUGGUCAAUUACUUGGCUAUAAAAUAGAAUAUGAAGAAUAUACAACAAUUGAAGAUGAUUUUAAUUAG